UCACUUUUUUCGCAUCCCGUCGCCGAUCGUCGUCGUCGUCGCCUCGCGCAAAAAGUCCGCGUUGGUUUCUCCGUCGUCUCGUUCCUAAAUUUUUUUUUCUGUGAAUUUUCCCCGUUUUCCGGAUUCGGAACGGGUUGUUCUCAUUAGUGGCGGGCGACUGCGGUCAAGUGCACAAAGUUGUUUCCGGGAUUAUCGGGGUUCGCUAGUGGAAUCGUACGAUUUUUUCCACUCACGAGCGAAAGUAAAGAAAAAAGUGCUGGCUUGUGGCAAGGCAAGAGGCUAUCCAUCGAACGUGCAAAAGAAGAAGAAAUAACGGAAGAAGAGCGAGUGUGUGAGAAGUAAAUUCCUACAAAAUGUCGGACCCAGACGCAUUAAACAUCGAUCAUCUGAUUGCUAUGCUUUUAGAAGUUCGUGGUGCAAGACCAGGAAAAAAUGUUCAACUGUCCGAAAGCGAAAUCCGAGGAUUGUGUUUGAAGUCUCGGGAAAUUUUCCUAUCACAACCAAUCCUUCUGGAAUUGGAAGCGCCGCUGAAAAUUUGUGGUGACAUCCAUGGUCAGUAUUAUGAUCUGCUGCGCCUCUUCGAGUACGGCAGCUUUCCACCAGAGUCGAAUUACCUCUUCCUGGGCGAUUACGUCGACAGAGGAAAGCAAUCGUUGGAAACCAUUUGCUUACUGCUUGCCUACAAAAUCAAAUAUCCGGAGAAUUUCUUCUUACUGAGAGGGAACCAUGAGUGCGCUAGCAUCAACAGAAUAUAUGGGUUCUACGAUGAGUGCAAGCGGCGCUACAACAUCAAGAUGUGGAAAACUUUCACCGAUUGCUUCAACUGUUUACCGGUGGCAGCCAUCGUGGACGAGAAAAUUUUCUGCUGCCACGGCGGUCUCAGUCCUGAUCUACAAUCGAUGGAACAAAUUCGGCGCAUCAUGAGACCGACGGACGUACCCGAUCAGGGACUGCUGUGUGAUCUUCUGUGGUCUGACCCGGACAAGGACACCAACGGCUAUGGCGAGAAUGAUCGUGGCGUCAGCUUUACGUUUGGAGUGGAUAUUGUUGGCAAAUUCUUGAGUAAACAUGACUUCGAUUUGAUAUGCCGAGCCCACCAGGUGGUCGAGGAUGGUUACGAGUUCUUCGCCAAACGCCAAUUGGUUACGCUUUUCUCGGCUCCCAACUACUGUGGCGAGUUCGAUAAUGCCGGAGCAAUGAUGUCUGUUGACGACACGCUGAUGUGUUCCUUCCAGAUUCUGAAACCAGCUGACAAACGUAAGUUUCAAUACGGUGGCAUAAACUCUGGACGACCGGUAACUCCGCCCCGAGGUUACGGUAAAAACAAAAAGAAAUAAACUGAGAAUAGCUAAGAAGAGGUAUAUUUAAAAAAAAAAAGGUAAAACAACACACGUUUAAAAUCAAGUUAAACAAAACAUGAUGACUUACAAAGUUGAAGCAAAUAAUACAACUCUGAGGAAAAUGCAUACAACAAGAAACAAUUUAACAUUAAUUUAAAGGACUAGCAUGUAAAACAAAAUCACAAUACACACAAACAAACAGCAAAACUUGUUUAGGAAAAAAAUAAUGUUCAGGAAUAACUUCAUAAUAUGAAAAUAUAAACAAAACGCUGGAGCUUACGUGAGGGUGCGUUUUGUAGUAGAACUUGAUCAGAUACCAGCAUCAGAUAAAACAAUAGAAGCAAACAUCAAAUGCGACUCAAUGAAGGAUUCAUAACGGUUUAAAUUUAAAAAAAAAACAUUGAAUAUCACGUAAUGUUUUCCUUCUUAUCAGCAAGCAGUAAGAAGCCAGCUCAUUAUUAUCGCAAAUCCUCAUCAGCUUUCUCGUCUUUUUAUUUUAUUUUUCCAAGGUGAUUCAUAUAGCAAAAUUAAGAGAAUAAAGUUUAUUAUGCAUUGAUUGACAUCCAA
This is a messenger RNA of Uranotaenia lowii, 1907 nucleotides long. RefSeq names its product serine/threonine-protein phosphatase alpha-2 isoform. The record is from RefSeq and is a predicted model, not a curated record. Bases 354 to 1337 code for a protein of 327 amino acids. Gene Ontology annotation, molecular function: protein serine/threonine phosphatase activity. NCBI's taxonomy places the organism in Eukaryota, Metazoa, Arthropoda, Insecta, Diptera, Culicidae. Gene Ontology annotation, cellular component: cytoplasm; nucleus. The transcript has 6 exons.